AUGCUUAAACUGGUCGUUAUUGCGGUUGUUGUCGGGAUUUCAUUUGCCUCACCAGCGAAGAGUCGAGUUGAUGAAGAGAAUUGUCCAUUUAAUGAUGAGGGUUUCAAUGGUCAGUGUUACUACUUUAACGCAAACUCGAUGAACUUUGAGGAUGCGAAUACUGCGUGCAAAGCGCUUAACCAUGAGUUUGUCACGAUUUUGGGGCAAAAAGUUCAAAACUUCAUCAACUAUCACGCGUACGGUCUUCAAUCGUGGAUCGGCAUUCGUCUUGUAAACGGAGAUUGGCAAUGGAAUAGCAAUGGAGAGAUUGUUAAGCCAACUUUCACCAAUUGGGAGAAUCAAAAAGUGCCGACUGAUCCAGCUAAGGCUUGUGCGAUCAUUGAUGGAUCGAAGAAUGGAGUGUGGAGAGCUGUCUCGUGCACUGACAUGAACUGGUCGAUUUGUCAAAUGGCGGCUCCUCAA
Messenger RNA from Mesorhabditis belari, 462 nucleotides. The record is from the annotation of a GenBank genome assembly. Lineage: Eukaryota; Metazoa; Nematoda; Chromadorea; Rhabditida; Rhabditidae.